AUGCGAGCAACCCUAGAGGUUGUUGGUGGACGCAGCGGUACUUCUGGCGGCACCGGACGAACCAGCACCGGUCUCAGUACUACAAAUAAGGUAGCCGCGAAGAUUCCCAAGAUCCGACACCACGGAAAGACUCCUGUGGUUGGCUAUGCCCCUGGCGAGAACCACGUUGGUGUCGGCGGUGUGCCCAUGCGACUGAGCGCGACUGAAGUUGAGGCUGAGAGCAGCGAAGACGAGAAUGUGCCUGGCAGCAACCGCCUUCAUCACCGUAGAACGGGGAGUAGCGGACGAAGCAGCACAGCUAGCAGCCGUCGAAACCUUGCCUACCGCACAUCCGGCGGCAUGGGUAGCCAACAUAGCCAGCACAGCCGAAGGUGGAGUCCUGGCGACACUCCUGAGCGCACUGGCAGUUUGGUGGAAGCUACACCUGAAGUUAUCGUCAACGAUGGUGCUAGCGGCAAGGCUCACAGCAUGGCGAGUGGCAGCAGUGGCGAGCGUGCCGACAACGUGGGCGAGCUGACCAGCAACGCACCCCGACUGGCUUCCAACUCACUCAUGUACUCGGCCCUCACCCGAGAGAAGAGUGUGAAGUCGGCUGAUGAGCUGAGGAGACGUGGAAGUGUCGAUGAGCGAACUUCAACCCUUAGCUCCGGCCGUCUUUUCAUCGCCAACCCCGAUUAA
This is a messenger RNA of Fusarium sp. VM40, 678 nucleotides long. NCBI's taxonomy places the organism in Eukaryota, Fungi, Ascomycota, Sordariomycetes, Hypocreales, Nectriaceae. The record is from the annotation of a GenBank genome assembly.